AUGACUGCGGAUUGCCACGGGCAGCGUUUGCGCCUGCAGGACGGGUUAUUACAGAGCGCUCCCGUGCUUAGGGCUAGCUUUGUAGACCCAGAAGCAUCAUGCGGCUCCUUGCCUGUAGAGGAGUGCUGGCCCUGGGGUCCACGCUCGGCCCCGCCACCCGGGCCUGGGCCCGCCUGGGGGACACGGCAGCUCCCGGUGUGGGGCUGCAAGACACGGCACGAUCCCCCCACCAAUUCAAAGGCAUUGCAGCUGAAGGUGCUGCCGCGCAUCAACCCCGAGGAGCUGCUGCUGGUGGCCACUGAGCGGUACCGGCAGCACCGGCUGGGCCGCGGCACCCUGCGGGCCGAGUUCUGGGCCGAGGUGCCGCAGAGGAAGUGGAAGGCACAGCUGUCCUGGGAGGACUUGGUGCAGCUGGCGGAGGAGCACCAGCACCUGAUGGCCUGGAACGAGGCAGAGAACACCCUGCAGUGGGCACACAGGAGGAAAGAAGAGGAAGAACAGAAGAGGAAGAAGUUACAAGCUGCAGAGAACAAGGCCAAAAUAAUGGAGGCUUUCCUGAAAGAGAAGGAGGUUCUCCAGCUGCAGGAGGAAGCCGAAACGUUUGUCACCCCCGAGAACCUGGACGCACGGAUCAAGGAGUGCCUGGACAAUCCUCGCAACUACAAGUUUGCUAUCGACAAGAUGGUGUUGUCUUAG
This is a messenger RNA of Phaethon lepturus (White-tailed tropicbird), 696 nucleotides long. RefSeq names its product 28S ribosomal protein S26, mitochondrial-like. Gene Ontology annotation, cellular component: mitochondrial small ribosomal subunit. NCBI's taxonomy places the organism in Eukaryota, Metazoa, Chordata, Aves, Phaethontiformes, Phaethontidae. The record is from RefSeq and is a predicted model, not a curated record.